Molecule: messenger RNA, 1283 nt
Organism: Desarmillaria tabescens
Lineage: Eukaryota; Fungi; Basidiomycota; Agaricomycetes; Agaricales; Physalacriaceae
Exons: 3
Coding region: 33-992 (319 amino acids)
Biological process (GO): regulation of transcription by RNA polymerase II
Cellular component (GO): nucleus
Source: RefSeq, a predicted model, not a curated record
AGCUUUCGACCCCCACCACGUCCGCAGCAACGAUGGCCUCCGCCUUUACUUUCGACAACUUUGACUAUUCCAAGCCCAAUACCCAACAGGGCCUUGAUUUCCUAUCCUUUGCAGCGCCCUUGGACGUUGUAGCACCUCAUCCUGAUCUCUUUGAGAGCGAGCUUGACUCGAGUCUCGCUGGAAUCGACCAGGCGCAGCUGCAGCUGCUCACCGUCGACUCGAACGACGCCUACUCGUUUUUGCGAUCGGACACGCCUACACGGGGCCCCCCUUCUGCAAUCACAGAGAGCUCAGCACGGAGCUCAGCCUAUGAGAGCUCCUACGACUCUGCAUAUGAGUACCCUGCCUCCAACUACUCCUUUCCCCUAGACCUUGAGAUGGACUUUCAACGAAUCAGAGUCGAUGCUCUCAGCGACUAUUCUCCUGCCAAUGUCGACCCCACCUCCUUUGGCUCCUUGCCGCCAACCCCACCUCUUUCGCCGCCCUCUGCGGCUGCGAAGCAGUACGUAGCUCGCACUAGCUACUCUGACUACGGUCCGCCGUCCAGGUCGGCCGGCUACUACUACAGUAUGGGCCAGGCCACCGUGUCGCCGUCGCAUGUCUCGACGCAGCUUCCGGUGGUGCCCAAUGUCCCUCCCAUCCGCGUCGAUGAUCACAAACAGGACCCGCGCAAAAAGUAUCAAUGCCCUUCGUGUCCAAGAGCUUUUGCGAGGGCCUAUAACCUCAAAACUCAUAUGGCCACCCAUGAUCCCAAUCGUCUUAAGCCACACGUCUGUCCUCACCGUUCGUGCGGGCGCUCCUUCUCCAGGAAGCACGAUCUCGGUCGUCACAUCAUUUCUAUCCAUCGCGACGAGUCUGUCGCCAGCUCCCACCACUCCAACUCGUCCAAAAAUUCCAUCGGCGUUGAGCAGGGAAAUCGUUCCUGGUGUGACGUCUGUGGCAAGGGCGCAGUUGGCCGCAGCGCCCAAUGCGACUGCGCGGAGAUCAAGUAAAGCUUUAAAUAAUGAUCCCGUCUAAUUCUAUCCUUGGCUUGUCCAACCCCCAUGUCGUCUGACAUCCUGCACGCCCUGCGCUUUUCGACUGAACCAAUCUUCGUACCGCCUCAUGGCCCAGUGACGGACUUGGUCUCGAAUUGAUUUUAAAUCACUUAUUCCGCAUAGUAUCUAAAUAUAAUCUUCCGGAAAUUUCUCUGCUCGCUUAGUUUUUUUUUCCUCCGUCUUCAGACUGUAAUUACAAAUGGUCAUUAUGAAUAACACGUUGCUCCCGCUCUUGUGCCUCGUCCU